Apiotrichum porosum is the source of this 402-nucleotide messenger RNA. RefSeq lists its product as uncharacterized. The transcript has a single exon. The record is from RefSeq and is a predicted model, not a curated record. NCBI's taxonomy places the organism in Eukaryota, Fungi, Basidiomycota, Tremellomycetes, Trichosporonales, Trichosporonaceae. The coding region runs from base 1 to 402 and encodes 133 amino acids.
AUGAAGCACGCUUCCUCCGACCCCAAGCAAAUCUACCUCAAACUACAACAACUUCGCACAAUGAAGUUCUCACUCAUCCUCCCGCUUGCGUGGGUCCUCACUCUCACCUCGCUCGUCACCCCCGUCGCCGCCGGCGAGUGGAAGUGUAACGGCUCCUGGGGUGAUGGCGCCCUCAUGCGCCACUCCUUCACGUUUACCGGCUACUGUGAAGAACGAUGGGGCCAGUGUUUCCUCGACGGCUUGCGCAGCAACGGUCUGAUCAUCCACAACUGGCAGUGCUGGAAGCGCGACGAUGGGCGGUGGCAGGUCGACUUCUCGACCACCCGGCUCCUGGGUUCCGCGGCUGCUUACGCCAUAUACACAGUCUCGGGAUCGUGGCCACAAUGCUGGGACGGCAAGUAA